Hypoxylon trugodes is the source of this 450-nucleotide messenger RNA. RefSeq lists its product as uncharacterized. Lineage: Eukaryota; Fungi; Ascomycota; Sordariomycetes; Xylariales; Hypoxylaceae. The transcript has 4 exons. The coding region runs from base 1 to 450 and encodes 149 amino acids. The record is from RefSeq and is a predicted model, not a curated record.
AUGCCUCCAGAACGCAUCCAACGAGCACGACGUGUCGUCGGGGUCGGCCCGCUCAACAGAUCAACUCGCAACGUCAAGGGCGCUGAGGGCAGUUACGGAGCCGUCCGUGGGACAGAUAUCAAUGAGAACAUGACGCUGGCUGAGUUCGUCAGACUGAUUGUGUCUUUGCAGGAAAGAGGCGAAUACUACCCCCACAAAGAAGGAUGGACCUACGACCUUUUCUUCCGAAGAAAGUCCCUUUUCGAGAUGUUGGAUGAGUUCAGAGAGCAAAGGAGAGCCGAACAAGAUGAUCUCGUCCGUGAUUACUUCGAUGGAGGGGAGACUGUUAUUUGGAAGGUGUAUGACGAAGAAGGCCUUGAGCGGGUCUUCACGAUCUUCACAGAUGGCUGGGAGUAUCAUAAAACCGCCCGCCACCGAGGGUCUAGUGAAUUUAUAGUCCCAUUGAUGUGA